This is a messenger RNA of Vespa crabro (European hornet), 1227 nucleotides long. RefSeq names its product H2.0-like homeobox protein. Gene Ontology annotation, biological process: regulation of DNA-templated transcription. Gene Ontology annotation, molecular function: sequence-specific DNA binding; DNA-binding transcription factor activity, RNA polymerase II-specific. NCBI's taxonomy places the organism in Eukaryota, Metazoa, Arthropoda, Insecta, Hymenoptera, Vespidae. Bases 5 to 745 code for a protein of 246 amino acids. The transcript has 4 exons. The record is from RefSeq and is a predicted model, not a curated record.
AACGAUGAACGGUGAAAAUACAAAUGUUUUGGAAAAAGUCAACCGUCCGAAAAUUUUAAAAUUUGGUGUUGAACGAAUUUUAUCUAAUGAAUUCUCUUCGAAGAGAACAGUACGUCCAAGUCCAACAUCGAUGAUUCCAUCGCAAGAUGUAUUAAGACCAUUAGCAGUUCAAUUUUCUACGGUAGCAUGUCCUUGUCCCGGAAGCUGUACAAGUUGCGAUCUACGUACCUGUUCCAGUUUUCCCUUUAGACAAACUCCGAUGGAAACUCAAGCGAUGAUUAAUUAUCAAAGAAAUAAUACAGAUAAUUUUGGAAAUUUGUAUCGACCAGCUGCUGUCCGAGCAAUUUCAAGAGUGACAACGACGGCAUCUUCCAAUCUUGGUAAUACCAUGGAAACUAAUACGAGAAGAAAACGAUCAUGGUCCAGAGCUGUGUUUAGUUCUUUACAAAGGAAAGGUCUUGAAAGGAGAUUCUCUUUACAAAAAUAUAUCACAAAACCCGAUAGAAGACAAUUGGCUGCUACUUUAGGACUCACCGACGCUCAAGUAAAAGUUUGGUUUCAAAAUCGGCGAAUGAAAUGGCGACAUACCAAGCAAGGGGAAAAUAAUAAUUCAUCGAUCGCUGAUCCAGAUUCGACUCAAAAAGAGAUUCCUCAGAAAAUGUUAGAAGACUCGACGAAAAAUAUCGAAGGAAAAACUAUUAUUUCCGAAGAUGAAGAAGAUAUCGAGAUACAAGUGGACGUGUAAUAAUUGACAGAUUUAUUUUUAGGAUCGAAUUGAAAUUUUCCUAAAAUUUUUCUUAAUCAUUUUACCCUUAACUAUUAUCAAGGAUGUAUAUUUUUAUCAUUAAUUUAACACGAUCACAGAUAGAUAAUUUAAACUAUUAAAUAAUUGGAUUAAAAGAGAAAAAGAAUUAGGUAUAAAUGAACGUUGGAAAAAAUUUGAAAAAAUAAAAUUUUAUUGCAAUCCUCUUUUUUUUAUAUCUAAUUAAAAGUAUUUACAGAUCGUUGUGCUUUUUACACGCGAGUGAAAAGUGUUAUCUAUCCUCAGGGGCACACUUUAAAAAUUAAUUCAAAAAUCUUAUCGCUAGAUGUCACGAUAAUCGAUAUCGAUGAUAUCAAUCGGUAAAAUCACAGUAAAUCGUUCUUCAUAUAAAAUGAUAUUACUUAUCUUCAUCUCGAAGUACAGAAUUGAUUUUUUCUAAUAAAUUGAUCGGUUGGUCGUCUGCA